Molecule: messenger RNA, 811 nt
Organism: Glycine soja
Lineage: Eukaryota; Viridiplantae; Streptophyta; Magnoliopsida; Fabales; Fabaceae
Product: 40S ribosomal protein S19-1-like
Exons: 4
Coding region: 109-540 (143 amino acids)
Biological process (GO): ribosomal small subunit assembly; translation
Cellular component (GO): cytosolic small ribosomal subunit; ribosome
Molecular function (GO): RNA binding; structural constituent of ribosome
Source: RefSeq, a predicted model, not a curated record
UUUUUUGGUGCUGUGAGUGAGACACCGAUAGAUAGAGAGCGCGGCAUAACCUAAACCUAUCUUUCUUCUCUCUCUGUGUGUGCGCAUCAACGGCAACCAGAAGCAGCCAUGGCCACUGCAAGGACUGUGAAGGAUGUUUCACCUCAUGAGUUCGUUAAGGCGUACUCCUCUCACCUCAAGCGAUCCGGCAAGAUGGAGCUGCCAGAGUGGACUGAUAUUGUGAAAACUGCAAGAUUUAAGGAGUUGGCUCCUUAUGAUCCUGACUGGUACUAUGUCAGAGCUGCUUCCAUGGCAAGAAAGAUCUACUUGAGAGGAGGACUUGGUGUUGGUGCCUUUCAGAGGAUUUAUGGUGGGAGCAAGAGGAAUGGUAGUCGCCCUCCUCAUUUUUGCAAGAGCAGUGGUGCCAUUGCUCGUCACAUUCUUCAACAGUUGCAGAACAUGAACAUCAUUGAACUGGACACCAAGGGUGGCAGGAAAAUCACUUCCAGUGGCCGACGGGAUCUUGACCAAGUGGCUGGACGCAUUGUGGUUGCACCAUGAUUCAUGAUUUGAAAAUGCCAUAAGCAUAUUGAGGUUUUUGGGUUCUUGUUAGAGAGAUGUGAUAACAGAUUAUGCUCAAAUUUUGAUUUUAGACUGAGUGUCUUUUGUGUAUUAGACGUCUUUUGUGUAUUAGACAUGCUCAAUGUUUAUGUUGCUUUCAGUCAUUUUAGAUAAUAUUGCUACAUUUAAUUUGAGUUUUUCUUUGGACAUUCUUGUUCCUUAAGUGUCUUUUACGUAUGAAAUGAAAUUUAAGGGUAAAUUAAACUGAUUA